Purpureocillium takamizusanense is the source of this 3357-nucleotide messenger RNA. RefSeq names its product high affinity glucose transporter. Lineage: Eukaryota; Fungi; Ascomycota; Sordariomycetes; Hypocreales; Ophiocordycipitaceae. Gene Ontology annotation, biological process: transmembrane transport; carbohydrate transport. Gene Ontology annotation, molecular function: carbohydrate:proton symporter activity. The record is from RefSeq and is a predicted model, not a curated record. The coding region runs from base 1602 to 3215 and encodes 537 amino acids. Gene Ontology annotation, cellular component: membrane. The transcript is spliced from 3 exons.
CAUGACCACCAUCACCACCACCACCUUUUCGCUCCCCAUCACCAAGACCUCACCAGAACCAUGUCCACGGGAACUGGCGCCUCGGCCAAACGCACGGCGCUCACUCACACCCGUCGGCUGCACGUCACGUCAACUCAGCGUCCGCGCCAAGCCCAAUAUGCUGCCGAGCUUCCACAGCUGCAUGGCCACCGCCAACACGCUUGUCGGCGAACAGGGCUGUCACAUCCACAAGGAGUCAAGCUCGCCGACGCCACGCGCAGCCACCCGGUAAUAAAAAGCCUCCCGCCGCGCGCCAGCGUCGCAAGCCUCGAUUGCCGAUCGUGGCUGCCUCCCUCUCGGCAGGAAGCACCUCGCGGCACCAAGAGAUGAGACAUCUGCGGCUCCGAGCACAAGACAGCGCUCUGCUGGUGAUGCCUCCGUCGUCGACAUGUUCAACCCACAAGAGCCCCAUGUGUGGCUUUCUAACGAGCCGAUGACUGAGGAGGAUGGGCUCGCAUCUGCGAGUCCUCCUGUUCUUCGGGUACAUGCGCCGUGAGGCACCCAUCACUCAUAUCCUUUCCCCCAUCUGGACAUCCCCCCCCCCGGUCGCGCCGCAUCAACGUCAUGGAAGCCAUGCGCUUCUCUGUCAGACUCGUCUCCCAGACAGCCACCGCGAAACGUCUCGGGCCCUUAUGUCGCGAAGAGCCCGAGCCGUCUUGUCAAGCGCCCACGUCCCAUUCGCCGGAACCUGUGCCGUUGGAGCUUCACCCCCUGCUGCCAUCCCAUCGAUCGCCACGCCUCCCUUGCCUGCCGAGACAGCGGGCGGAUGCAACAUGACAUCCGCGCUUCCGAACUUUAUGCCACGACGGCAACCGUUUCUUUCUCCAUUGGCGCGGUUGUCGAUGCCGCCUUCGGUCCGAAGCCUGGCUGGCCUUGACGUUCUCCAGUUUGUCCCCCGCGAAACCCACUGGAACCCGCCGCCGUCAGAUUAGGGCGUGGGGAUGUCGGGGAUCCAAGGAUAGUAUCCUCUUUUUCUCACAUGGUGGCUCGUGUUCAACGCCUACCCCAGCUGGAACUUAAUCGUCGUGGUGUUCAGCAAUCUUGGUAGGAGCAGUCGGAGUACGCUGAACGCUUCGGACGUUGCCAAAUGCGGUACAGCAGGCGACAGAUUAGACGGCAAAGAAUGAACUUGUUACAUCCGCUCGACCAGCGACGUUCAGUCACGCGCACCCCUUGUUCCAAUCCCCAUGGUGCGGGAUCUCCAGGUCAAACAGUAAACGGCUGGAGAAACCCCAGACUAAGUUAGUGAGUCAGGUCGUGUCGAUCUCUUGUCGCAAGCGGCUCGCGCGGCCGCGGCCAUCCUUCGGCGCUUCUGACAUUGACAUAUACUAGUCCUGGUAGAAUCGGAUGUUCAUGCCGAUCCCGCGUGGUUGCAUGUUUCGCCAUUGUUUGCCGUGUAGAAUCCGUUGUUACUCAGGAUCUCGGUGCUGGUUGAUGGGCAAUCCUAUAAAGACCCCGCUCGGAACCUGGCCGGCCUCCGAUUCAUAUUGUCGUCCAAUUCCGUAUCACGACCACGCACCAGGCCUCACCAGAUCCUGUUCACGCAGGUCCCAAGGCUCAAGAUGGUUAUUGGCAACAUCUAUGUCAUCGCCGCCGUCGCCGUGACGGGCGGCGGCCUCUUCGGUUUUGACAUCUCUUCCUUGUCCGCGCAGCUCGGCGAGCAGGCGUACAAAUGCUACUUCAACCAAGGACCUCACGGACCGCCGUUCGACAACGAGCUAUGCAGCGGUCCUCGCGAGCUGGUCCAGGGAGGUAUCACGGCGUCCAUGUCCGCGGGAUCAUGGCUGGGGGCCUUGAUUUCGGGACCUCUGUCGGACCGUCUUGGCCGAAAGUAUGCCAUCAUGGUGGGAUGCAUUAUCUGGAUUGUUGGUUCAACCAUCGUCUGCGCGUCGCAAAACAUUGGAAUGCUCAUCGUCGGUCGCAUCAUUAACGGUCUCUGCGUCGGUAUCGAAUCCGCCCAAGUUCCCGUCUAUAUUGCCGAAAUUUCCCCUCCGUCUAAACGUGGACGCUUCAUCGGCAUGCAGCAGUGGGCCAUCACAUGGGGAAUCCUCAUCAUGUACUAUAUUUCCUACGGCACCUCCUAUAUUGGCGAUCAGACCGCGACUGGGUGGAAGGCGGCGGCUUGGCGUAUCCCUUGGGCCCUCCAGAUGAUCCCCGCGAUCUUCCUCUUCUUUAUGAUGAUGCUGCUCCCCGAAUCACCUCGCUGGCUGGCUCGCAAGGAUAGGUGGGAGGACUGUCGCGAAGUGUUAGCGCUCGUGCACGCCAAAGGUGACCGCGAUCAUCCCUUUGUUGCGUUCGAGAUGCAGGACAUCAAGGAUAUGUGCGAGUUUGAGAGGCGGCAUUCGAACGUUACGUACCUUGAUCUGUUCAAGUCCGACAUGAUCCACCGCACAUUUAUCGGGCUUUUUACGCAAAUUUGGUCGCAAUUGAGCGGCAUGAACGUCAUGAUGUACUACGUAACGAAUGUGUUCAGCAUGGCGGGCUAUACCGGCAACGCUGGUCUGCUGUCCUCCUCUAUCCAGUACGUCAUUAAUGUUUUUAUGACCAUCCCGGCCCUCCUAUACGUCGACCGCUGGGGCCGACGCCCAACCCUGCUAGUUGGGUCCGUCCUCAUGGCGACUUGGAUGUACGCCAACGCAGGCAUCCUGGCAGCCCACGGCAAGAUUGUCGAAGGCGGAAUCGACAAUGUUGCGGCUCAAUCGAUGAAGGUAGAGGGGGCAGCCGCCAAGGGCCUCAUCGCCUGCACGUACCUCUUCGUCGCGUCCUUUGCGCCGACUUGGGGCCCCGUGUCGUGGAUUUACCCCCCCGAGCUGUUCCCUCUGCGCCUCCGCGGCAAGGGCGUAGCUAUGGCCACGUCCGGAAACUGGGCUUUCAACGCGGCUCUUGGACUCUUCACGCCGGUUGCGCUGGCAAACAUUAAGUGGCGGACCUACAUCAUAUUUGGCGUCUUCAACACGGCGGCCUUUUUCCACGUGCUGUUCCUGUUCCCCGAGACGGCUGGCAAGACGCUCGAGGAGACGGAGCACAUGUUUGAGGACCCCAACGGCAUCCGCUACCUAGGCACGCCGGCGUGGAAGACGCGCAAGACCACGAAGGAGGUGAACCGCGCGGAGCAGGGCGAUAUCGAGGCCAAGUUGCGGACCGAGGACGAGAAGCCCCGUGUCACCACUGAGUAAAGGGGAGGUGGCACUGGGAGGAGUCUUCUGGGAAGCAGUUUUGGACAAGUCGCACCAGUCUGGACUAUGGGCAGUAGUGGCUGAUGCCGUAUGCGUCUGGUGCAGUAAUUCCUUUAGCUGAAUAUAUAUCAACUAUGCUGCC